CCUGCCUCGCGGAGGGAGGGCAAUUUAACGUGAGACGGAACCCACGGAUCAUGCAGGCUUUAACCUGUGCGCUGCUCGUAGCAGCGGCAAAUGGCUUCUAUAGCCCGCAGCAAAAAGCAAAGGUCGCGCCGCGCGCCCUAGCCCGCGCUGCCAAAGAAGGGCAAGCUGCAGCAGGUGAAAAGCAGCGCAUCGUGCAGCGCAGCGUCGUCAAAACACGUCAACUACACCAUGAAUUGCGAAUCUACGACGAUAGCCAACAGCGCGCGUAACGAUUUCCGCCGAAACAAAACGCGCGCCGAACGCAGGUCGUCGUCGGCAAUGGCAUGGUCGGCCAGCGCCUCGUCGAGCUCUGCGCCGACAAGCUCGCGGAGCGGGGCGCCAGCGACGACGUGGACAUCGUGAGCUUCUGCGAGGAGCGCCUCGCCGCCUAUAAUCGAGUUAGAUUAACAUCGUGGUUCGAGACGCGCGACGCCGACGACCUGAGUUUGGUGGGCUCCUACAAGGACGCGCCGCAGGGCGAGUGGUACGCGAGCGAGGAGCGGCCGAACUGCAAGGUACGCGUCGGCGACCUCGCGACGGGCUUGGAUGUGGACAAAAAGACCGUGGCCUGCGGCGACGAGCUGGUCUCCUACGACAAGUGCGUCCUCGCGACGGGCAGCUACCCCUUCGUGCCGCCUAUCCCGGGCAAGGACCUGCCGGGCGUCUUCGUCUACCGGACGAUCGACGACCUCGAGGCGCUCGUGGCCUACCAGAAGGCGCACGGUGCGCGCGCGGCGCGGAACCUUCUUCGCGGCGACGGCGCCGGGGCGAGAGCGGGCCGCGUCGAGGGACGAGAGGACAACACCGACGCCGCCGAGGCGAGAGAAGACCUCAACCACGCAAAAACGCAGGCGUCAAGUCCGCAGCCGUCAUCGGCGGCGGCCUCCUCGGCUUGGAGGCGGCCAAGGCCAUGCACGAUUUGGGCAUGAAGACGCACAUUCUGGAGUACGCGCCCAUCCUCAUGUGCCGCCAGAUCGACCAGGGCGGCCACGACGCGCUCGUGGGCAUGGUCGAGGAUCUGGGCUUGGAGGUGCACUGCGACGCCCGCACGAAGGCCUUCGAGGCCGAUGCUGACGGUAGGGUCUCUCGUGUGACGUUCGAGACCGAGGGCUGGGAUGAUCUAGAUGUCGGCAUCGUGGUGGUCAGUGCUGGAAUAAGACCGCGCGACGAGGUCGCGCGCGACGCCGUCGAGUGUCAUGAACGAGGCGGCGUUGUUGUUUCUGACACGUUACAAACCUCAGACAAGGACGUCUACGCGGUCGGCGAGGUGGCCUUACACGGCGGCAUGAUUUACGGCUUGGUCGCGCCGGGCUACGCCAUGGCCGAGGUCGCGGCGGACCACCUCGUGGCGGAUUUACUAGGUGAAGAGGCCUCUUCGACCUUCGAGGGCGCGGAUCUAAGCACGAAGCUCAAGUUGCUCGGCUGCGACGUCGCCAAUUUUGGGGAGGCGAGUGGCGAUGAAGCUCUAGUCUGGGAGGACAAGCUGUCGCGGACCUACCGCAAGCUCUUCUUCUCCAAGACUGACGAGGGCUGGGUGUUGGCAGGAGGUAUCUUAGUAGGUGAUGCUGAUGAUUAUGCGGAGUUGCUGGCAUUAUCCAAGUCUGGUUCGGUAGUCGAGGAGCCCGCCUCACUGUUAACACCACUUAAGAUGAGAGGCGCCGGUGCACUGGAAGUCGACGACAGCGACCCGGCGAAACAAAUCUGCUCGUGCAAUGCCGUGUCGCGCGGCGACUUGGAGACCUUCAUCCAGGCCACGGGCGAAGAAACGACCUACGCGGAGAUCAAGAAGUGCACGAAGGCCGGUUCCGGCUGCGGCGGCUGCGAGCCGGACGUCAAGAAGAUUUUGAAGGUCGAGCUCGAGAAGAUGGGGGCCACGGUGAAUAACAACCUGUGCGCGCACUUCGACUACUCGCGGCCGGAGCUCGUGGCGAAGAUUCGCUUGGACGAGCAGAAUUUUAAGAGUUUCGAUGAAGUGCUGGCCGCGCACGGCCACGGCGACGGCUGCGAGAUCUGCAAGCCGGCCGUUGCUUCGAUUCUAGCGUCGCUGCACAACGAGAAAGUCUUGGAGGGAGAUAGGGCGGCUCUCCAGGAUACGAAUGAUAGGUCGCUGGCGAACAUGCAGCGCGGCGGCUCCUACUCUGUGGUACCUCGGGUGCCGGGCGGCGAGAUUUUACCAGAACAACUCAUCGUGCUAGGAGAGGUGGCCAAGAAGUACGACCUCUACUCCAAGAUCACCGGAGCGCAGCGCGUCGAUCUAUUUGGCGCGGCGAAGGCGGAUCUGCCGUCCAUCUGGGCCGACCUGGGCAAGGUCGGCUUCGAGUCCGGCCACGCCUACGGCAAGGCCCUGAGAACGGUCAAGAGUUGCGUCGGUUCGAGCUGGUGCCGGUACGGGGUCCAGAACUCGGUCGACUUUGCUAUUACGGUGGAGAACCGCUACAAGGGGUUACGAUCCCCGCACAAGAUGAAGUCCGCCGUGUCGGGCUGCACGCGCGAAUGCGCGGAAGCCCAGUGCAAAGAUUUCGGAAUGAUAGCUACUGAACAUGGCUACGAUUUAUAUGUCGCGGGAAACGGUGGCAUGAACCCGCGGCACGGUGCGUUGUUAGCGUCUGGUAUUGACGAGGCCACUACCUUAAAGUAUAUCGAUCGUUUCCUGAUGUACUACAUCCUCACGGCCGAGCGGUUGGAGCGGACGGCGCCGUGGUUCGAGCGCUUAGCUUCCACAGACGAAGCUAGACUGAAAGCUCUCCAAGAUGUCAUCAUCGACGACUCCCUGGGUAUUUGCGACGAGCUCGACAAGCGCAUGGAGCACCACCUCGCGACGUACCACGACGAGUGGGCGGAAGUCGUCAAGAACCCGGACAAGUUCGCCCACCUCUUCAAGCAGUUCGCGAACACCGACGAGGUCCAGCCGGCCGACGAGAUGAUUGAAUUUGUGGAGACGCGGGGCCAGCGCCGACCAGUGGACUGGCCCGCGGACGGCGAGGCCCAGACGAACUGGCGGCCGCCCUCUCUCAGUGUUUUCGAGCGGUCGGAGCACUCGUGGCAGGACUUCGGGCCCGCGGACGCGUUCCAGCCGAACCUAGGUACCGCGGUUUUAUAUGGCAAGACGCAGCUGGCCGUCUUCAAGCUCAAGGACGGGUCUGUGUUUGCCACGCAAAACAUGUGCCCGCACAAGCAGGCGUUUGUCCUGGCGCAGGGCAUCGCGUCGGACGGCGAGGUCCCGAAGGUCGCCUGCCCGCUGCACAAGAAGCAGUUCGACCUGUCGAGUGGCAAGGAGAUCAACGGCGGCGACCUGGAGAUCGUGACCUUCGAGGCCAAGGUCCAGGACGGCCGCAUGAUGCUCCACCUGCCGCCGCGCGACGAGGUCGACGCGGUCCUCGCGACGGACAAGCUGCGGGUGUGCUCGGAGGCGCCCGUCGAGGAGCCGGUCUUCUCGCGCUGAAUCACAUCGUUAUCCCUGUGUAUCCCCCAUCCUUCCCGUGGACAUAAUUCCCUUGAUCGUUAA
Pelagomonas calceolata is the source of this 3544-nucleotide messenger RNA. The record is from the annotation of a GenBank genome assembly. NCBI's taxonomy places the organism in Eukaryota, Pelagophyceae, Pelagomonadales, Pelagomonadaceae.